Arabidopsis arenosa is the source of this 1189-nucleotide messenger RNA. Lineage: Eukaryota; Viridiplantae; Streptophyta; Magnoliopsida; Brassicales; Brassicaceae. The record is from the annotation of a GenBank genome assembly.
AAUCGAAACACAUAAGAUUUGAUGCGGUAAGACGAUAAAGUUUUAAUCUUUGACCAUUGUAGAUUCCUCUGUUUCUUGGGUAUUUGAUUGAUCGGUUAAUGGAUAACCAAAAAGGUUCUCUCUUUCCCGAUGAGGUUAUUCUCCAGAUUCUUGCAAGAUUACCUGUUAAAUCUCUCUUCAGGUUCAAAUCCGUUUGCAAAUCUUGGUACAGAUUACCUUCUGACAAAUACUUCACUUCUUUGUUCAACCAAGUCUCUGUAAAAGAACAAUUACUUGUGGCUGAAGUAUCAGAUUCUUCAAGUUUGAUCUGUGUUGAUAAUCUGAGAGGUGUUUCUGAGUUAUCAUUGGGUUUUGUUAGAGAUAGGGUGAGAAUUAGGGUUUCUUGUAAUGGUUUAUUGUGUUGCUCUAGCAUUCCUGAAAAGGGUGUUUACUAUGUUUGUAAUCCGUCGACUAGAGAGUAUAGGAAAUUGCCUAAGAGUCGAGAAAGACCCGUUACUCGGUUUUAUCCAGAUGGUGAGGCAACUCUUGUUGGCUUGGCUUGUGACUUGAGUAGGAAUAAGUUUAAUGUGGUCUUGGCUGGUUACCAUAGGUCUUUUGGUCAGAGACCUGAUGGGAGUUUCAUUUGCUUGGUGUUUGAUUCUGAGACUAACAAAUGGAGGAAGUUUGUUUCGGUGUUAGAAGAAUGUAGUUUCACACACAUGAGUAAGAACCAAGUGGUGUUUGUCAAUGGGAUGCUUCAUUGGUUGAUGAGUGGUUUGUGUUAUAUACUUGCACUUGAUGUUGAACAUGAUGUGUGGAGAAAGAUUUCUUGACCUGAUGAGAUUAGAUGUGGGAAUGGUGGUAAUCGGGUUUAUCUAUUGGAAUCCGAUGGGUUUUUGUCGGUGAUUCAACUAUCAGAUGGAUGGAUGAAGAUUUGGAAGAUGAAUGAGUAUGAGACUGAAACUUGGAGUGUUGUUGAUAGCAUAAGUUUAAGGUGUAUUAAAGGAUUGGUACCUGGAAUCUUCCCGAUUUGUCAGACCGGUGAGUAUGUUUUCUUGGCUACUCAUAAACAGGUUUUGGUGUAUCAAAGACGAAGUAAGUUAUGGAAAGAGAUGUUUUCUGUAAAAGGAAGCUCUUCUCUCCCUUUGUGGUUCUCUGCUCACGCCUUUCGCAGCACCAUAGUACCCUGUAAUUAACAUGUUUGUGUUGC